AUGCUCAAGUCAAACAAAAUUCGAGAGCAUUAUGGAAUUCAAAGAGUCGAGGUCAUAUUUCAAACAAUCGAUAAAAUUAAUCGGGAUCAAGAGUUAUUGAAGGAUAUAAAAUUAGGUGUGGAAAUUCGUGAUUCAUGCUGGUAUGCCCCGAUAGCACUUCAACAAACCAUUGAACUUAUUCGCGACUCCAUUAUUCCACAUCAAAGUAAAAGUACAUUAAGUCAACAUCACUCACAAUGUUCAAACAAUUUUGAAAAUGAAAUUCAUCCAAAUGACGAUGCAACUUUAAUUGGCAUAGUUGGACCAGCUUCUAGUUCAAUUGCACUUCAGGUCCAAAAUUUACUACAAUUAUUCUCAAUACCACAAGUUGGCUAUUCAACAACUUCAAAAGACUUGUCAGACAAGGCAAGAUUCUCUACAUUUAUGCGCGUUGUUCCAUCAGAUUAUUAUCAAGCGCAGGUCAUGGUUGAUAUCGUUAAAAUUAACAACUGGACUUACAUUCAUACUGUUCAUACAGACGAAAAUUAUGGACAGAGUGGAAUACAAGCGUUUCGUGAAUUAGCUGAUAAGAAUAACAUCUGCAUAGCGAAAGAAGACUCGAUUCUCAGUAAUGACGACGAUGAAAAGUUUCAGGAGCUAAUAAGGAACUUGGAAGAAGAUGAGAAAGCUCACGUUAUUGUAUGCUUUUGUGAAGGUUUAACAGUUCGGAAAUUACUUAUGGCAAUCAAAUAUUUGAAUUUGACGAAUAAUUUUAUCAUUAUCGGAAGUGAUGGAUGGGCAGAUAGACAGGAUGUCGUAACAGAUUAUGAAGCACAAGCGGUUGGCUCAAUUUCUAUUAGAAUCCAUUCACCAUACCUUCAUUCUUUUGACGACGAGUAUCUAAAACUAGAUCCAUUCAACAAUAGCCGAAAUCCUUGGUUUAGGGAAUUUUGGGAAGAUAAAUUUCAUUGUAAAAUGCCAUUAAAUAGAAUUGUGACUACGACAACAACAGAACUUCCAAUCACAUUAAAUGAUAAUGAUACAGAAAUCGAUCCAGAAUAUUUAAUGGCUCUUCCAGUCACUGCUCAAAAAACUCCAUAUUGCACAGGCCAUGAAAAUUUGAGCAGGAAUCACAAACAAGAGCCAAAAUUGAGCUUUCUCGUAAAAGCAUUGUACACAUAUGCGUAUGCUUUACAGGCUUAUAAGGAUGAUAUUUGCGGAAGAGAUUAUGUUGGAGCGUGUCAAAAUCUCAAAAAAUCAUUUAAUCACUCAUUAUUUUUCAACUACUUAAUGAAUGUGUCAUUUACGACAAACGAGAAGGAUUUAAUCGAGUUUAAUCAGGAAGGCGAUGUCACUGCUCGUUAUGACAUAAUGAAUUUUCAACUGAAUAAAGAUGGAACUUAUGACUAUGUACAGAUUGGUGACUGGAUCAAUCAUACAUUAAAUUUAUUCAAACCACUCCAAUCACCUCCCAAUGUGGUGUUUGUGAAGUCAGUUUGUUCUGAUCCAUGCCCAAAAGGAUAUUAUAAGAUUCAAGAUACCCCAGAGCAACAAAACUGCUGUUUCAAUUGUGCACCAUGCGAUGACAAUCAAUACCUCAAAAAUGAAACGCAUUGUGAGAAUUGCAAGGAAGGUUGGUGGCCAAAUGCAGAUCAGACAGAAUGUGUUGAAAAUCCAAUCGAGUAUUUAGAAUGGACUGACACUGAAUCUAUCAUAUCCAUAUCGUUCUCAAUUUUCGGGACUAUUUUAUCAGCAAUUGUUCUCAUCAUUUUCAUCCAUUAUAAUAAUACACCAGUUGUUAAAGCAUCAACUCGUGAGCUAUGCUACAUAGUACUUUGUGGCAUGAUUAUGUCUCAUUUAUCAAUAUUUUCAAUACUUGCUCAUCCAACAACUAAAAUUUGUGCGCUGUCCAGAACAUUGCCAGGCAUUUCAUUCUCAAUGAUUUAUGGAAGCUUGCUGAUCAAGACUAAUAGAAUCUCGAGACUUUUGGCAAUAUCCAAGAAACGAUUUCCAACAAAGAAACUUAAAUUUAUGUCACCGCUCUCACAGAUUGUUCUUGCAUUUCUUUUAGUCACGAUUGAGAGUAUCAUAGCCAUAGGAAUGUUAAUAAUAGAACAGCCAGAAAUUGAAUUUCAAUACCCGCGACAUUUACAAACAAUUCUGGUCUGUAAAGAAUCUCCAUUAACAAUUCUCGCGCCACUCACAUUCAUUUUCAUUCUGAUUCUAUUGAAUGUAUUCUUUGCCAUCAAAACCCGAAAUGUUCCUGAAAACUUCAAUGAGACGAAAUUUGUCGGUUUUGCAAUCUACACAACAUGCAUAAUUUGGUUGGCAUUCUUUCCAAUUUAUUAUGGUAGUGAAAUGCAAAUAAUUACAAAAUGCUUGUGUACAUCACUCUCAUCAAUAAUGACGUUGGCCUUUAUGUUCUUUCCGAAAAUUUACAUCAUUUUAUUCCAUCCUGAAAAGAAUGUUCGUGCAUUAUUUACAACAUCGAAAUCUAUACGAUGUCAUAUUGGUGCUACACGACAUUCAAACAUUUCACAGAAAACAUCAAAUUCUAUAUCGAGUGUUCAUGUUCCAUCGUCGACGGAUAUAGAAUCAUCAGGCAUUCAUCAACAACGUUCAUUUAAAAAGUCAUCAUAUUGUCAAACAUCAAUCGAGAAGCUUUCAAUUCAAAAAGUUGACACUUCGUCAUCGCCAAUAAAAGAUGAGAUGUUUGACUACUUCUAUCCAGAUCAAAGAAUCACAUUUUAUAGAAGUGAACCUGUUGAUCAUAAUGGCUAUAGAGUAGACGAGAGAAGAUAUUACGAUUAUAGAAAAGUUCCCACUUCACCAUCACAUGUGAAACUUAAGAGAAAUAAAAUUUAUGUCAAAGAUGUUAACAGCAAUGGAAACGUUCAUACAAUGAAGCAAAAGAGCAAGCAUAAAAUAAAAUCGAGGAAGGGAAAUGUAAGCAUUUAUGACAAUCAUCAAAAACCAAUUUACUGUGUCGAAUGUAUGGAGUUAGAGAAACAAAAUCAACAACUAAUUAGACAGAAUCAUGUCAAUGAGAAUGAACAUUUAAUGACUACAAAGAUGUCAAUGAAAUCGCAGAUUUUUACAGUCGGGAAACUUCCAUUAGACUCUAAUCUUAGAAAUGAGAAGAAGAAAAUAGCGAUAAGUGAAGAAAGCUUGUCGGAAUGCUCCAUUAGUGAUACUGCAUGUAAACUUAAAAGGAUAACAAUCCAACUCAACUGAUUCUUUGAAACUAUUUUAUGAACAUAGUCAAGUAGCUAGUUAGACAGUGACCUUUUAAAACUGAUAAUGUUAACAUUUUAGAAAAUCAAAUUUUUAAGGACCAUUCAAAAAGUAGUGAAAAAUUGAUCUUUGUAGGAAAUCUUUUUAAUUAAACUUGAUAGUUACUCAAUCAGUUUCAAAACAUGUGCCAAUAACUAUUUUUCUCUUGAUCAAGUCUUUAAGUUUUAAUUAAAUUCCAUUUAGUGAUAAACUUUAUGAAAAAAUCUUUUAAUUUUGCUAACAACUCUUAAU
Chironomus riparius is the source of this 3504-nucleotide messenger RNA. The record is from the annotation of a GenBank genome assembly. Lineage: Eukaryota; Metazoa; Arthropoda; Insecta; Diptera; Chironomidae.